AUGUCGUCUGGUUGGCAGCAUCACUUGUGUUUGGCCUUGUGUGUGUUGACAAUGGUGGGGCGAAUUUUGUGGAAUGUGGGUGCUGGUCUGGUGCAUCGUGCGCUAAACAAGGCUCAUAUCCGCCCAGGCAUGGGCAUCACCUACCCUUCCGUUUGGCGUGCGCGGCCUGGUUUCCUGGACUGCGACAUUAACCUGCAUUUGAACAAUGCGUCCUACCUCUCCAACAUGGAGUUGGCGCGAUGGCACUUUUGCGCGGUGACGGGUAUUUUAGGCAACAUAGCUCGCCAACGCAGAGCGUUACUGGUAGCCUCGCAGGCCGUUCGGUUCCGCCACCCAAUUCCACCAUUCCGCCCGUACGAGAUUCGGUCGCAACUCGUAUUCGCCGACGCGGAGUGGAUGUAUUUUUUGCACAAGUUUCAAUGCCCUACGACCGGUAAAUUGUACGCCGAGGGGCUAUGCCGCGCCAGUUGCAGGCAGGACGAGGAAAAUAUUUCCGCAGCCAAGUUGUACGCCGAGGUUUUCCGUGGCGACGUCGACGAGUUGCGUGGCCUGCCUAAGGACAUGCCCGAUGUGGUCGUGCGGUUGCUGGAAUGGGACUCCUCGCAGCGCAUCAUGUUGGAAGCUCCCGCAGAGGCGGAGCGGCGCCAGGGCGAGACGGCCAUGCCAUCCGCCGUGGCACUGGCCUCGGGUGACAGCAAUCUGUUCAAGAAAUUGCUGGCACGUGCAACAUCCUCCUGGAACUUGCCGAUGUGA
Phytophthora nicotianae INRA-310 is the source of this 753-nucleotide messenger RNA. RefSeq lists its product as hypothetical. The record is from RefSeq and is a predicted model, not a curated record. The coding region runs from base 1 to 753 and encodes 250 amino acids. The transcript has 2 exons. Lineage: Eukaryota; Oomycota; Peronosporomycetes; Peronosporales; Peronosporaceae.